Molecule: messenger RNA, 1959 nt
Organism: Caenorhabditis bovis
Lineage: Eukaryota; Metazoa; Nematoda; Chromadorea; Rhabditida; Rhabditidae
Source: the annotation of a GenBank genome assembly
AUGGAAAGUCUUGAAAGUCGUAUAAAUAAUAUGAAUAUAGACGAUGGUCCAUGGAGACAACAUGAUCAAUCGCAGCCGGUAUGGGGAAAUCAGGGAGUUCAGCCAGCUAGAGUUUGGGGACAACCACAAAUGCAGUUCAACCAGCAGCCAUCGAGAAGCCCGUGGCAGGAAAGCGGAGACCUCGAGCAAGGAGUUAACGAGGCUCUGGGAUUGACCAGUGCCAGCACCAAUCAAUGGGGAGCACCGCUUUCGGGUGGGCCGAACGAUUUUGAAAAACAGAUUUGGUCGGAUCCGAACAAUGAUCAAUCGUUCAUGCCACCACAUCGUGGCGUCUCAAGCAUUCCAGAAUGGUCGACGGGAGGAAUGAGCACAUCAACGCAACCCCCAAUUUGGGGCGACAUUGGAUUCAACAAAGAGGCUGAACCAUUCUGGAAACAUCAGCCCCCACAGCAGCAGACGCCGUGGGGAGCACCGCCAGCGCAGCGGAUGCCUGGCGGAUGGCCACCACGCCAGAUGGGUCAUCCCGCCGGUCCACCGCCACCGCUCAAUCAGGGCCGCGCGCCAUUAAUGCCGCAGCAAGUACCGGAUUUUUCGACUGGAUGGGCCACCAACGGAAUGAUGCGCCCAAAGCAAGGCGGAAUGGGUUGGGGAGACCAAUCUCAGCAUCGCAUGCCAGGAAUGCCACCGCGAACUGGAGGAGGCGGGGGCCGCAUGCAGCAGGGGCCAGGACGAUUCCCUGGCGGAAUGCCGGGAGUCGAUGUAACCGUUCCACCACCCAUCGAUCUCGGUCAUCUCGGCCAAAACGGAAUCAUACGUCCGAUGGGAGGGCCACAAGGAGGUCAUGGAUCGUGGAAGAACCACGGCGGUGUCAACAACGGCAUGCAAGGAGCACCGAACGGCGGCCGCCAGCCGUAUCAGCCGCGCGGCGGAAUGAAUCACGGUCACGGCGGCGGGAAUGGCGGCGGAAACUGGGCGCAAUCUAAUAACAUGUGGAAUGCGCAAGGCGGCAACACCAACAACAUGAAUCCGAUCGGGACUGGAAUCACCGACUUCAAUGCACAACAACAAAAUGGCGGCAAUAAUGAUCUUGACCUUACCGUCUGGCAAGAUCCGAAUGAAGUGAUCAAGAAAUGGCAGCGCGAUACCGGUGUUUCUCAUUGGGGAGAACCAAAUGAAAACGGAUGCAAAGAUGAUCGUCCGAUUAGCCUUUGGCUCGUAAAAGAGGGUGAGGAAGAGGACUUGGAAACCGCUUUAGCAAGAUGCCCGGUUCCGCAGAAGAAAGUUGGAAAAUCUGAAGAUGGGCGAACAGCGUUCCAGAUUCCACCGAAAAGACCAAUUUACGUUACCGGAUGGGAUGAUCUCCCGGAAGACGAUCCAAAUAACUCGUCAAAGAAUAAUACUUAUGACAACCAAAGAUGGAAUGAGGCUCCUACUGUCGAAAAUCCAUGGUAUGUUGCAAACGGGCAAAUGGCCUUUGGCAAUGAUAAGAUUGGAUCAUGGGUGCGCGGAAUCACCCGUUCCAGUGCGAGCCCAAAUUCGACAAUGGCCAACCAAUUAGCGGUUACGGAGACUGUCAAAUAUGCAGUCAGCAAUGGCUAUUUGGAUAUGUGGGUCACAAUGGUGCCAAAUCUUCCUGCGAACGUCAUGAACUUGAUCAACGCAAUGAUUGCCAAAAUUCCCGCGUUGGAGACUGCCGAGUGCGAGCUCUCAAUACUUGUCGAUAGUGUCUGCCCAAAUGGGAUGAAAGAAGAGAAUCCGCUUCGUUUUAUGAACGACGUUCAAACUGUGGAAUAUAAUCGUCUCAUUAUUGAGGUGACGACGGCGAAGAUUGAAGUUCGCGAGCUUUCGAAGAAAAUUAGUCGUGAGCUUUUCGAUGCCGGAAUAGUGGCUCCUCAAAUUGAAGAUGAUAACAAUAUCCCAACCACUUCAGAGGAUUACCAUUACUCAUUCCUUGAUUAA